CGGACGGAGCUCAGUCUACAGGCGUGCGUGCUGCAGAGAUGAAGCUCACAAACCACUCCACAGUUCCGGUUUAUACUAUCUCUGGCUCUUCUACCGCACGCCCCCUUCCAGAAUGGCUGGCUCGGAGGCGGAAGCGGAGCUUGAAAGCUGACCCCGAGUACGCAAACAGGGUGGAAUUGUUGCAAGACUUCGAGUUUGAGGAAGCCAGCCAGUGUAUCCGAGUUAGUGAGGAUGGACAGUGGGUAAUGAGUACAGGAACGUACAAACCCCAGAUCCAUACACACUACCUACCGCAUUUAUCCCUCUCGUGGGCGCGCCAUACUAUUUCUCUAAAUACAACCUUUCAAAUUCUUUCAUCGGACUACUCAAAAUCCUUACAUUUACAGGCGGACCGUUCGUUGGAAUUUCACACUCCCCAAGGCUGUCAUUAUACGACGCGCUUACCGCGAUAUGGCCGCGACCUAGUGUAUGAUAGGCAGUCGGCCGAGGCGCUGGUUCCUGCCGUAGGAGUCAAUCAAGAUGGUAUGGGUGAAGUGUUCCGAUUAAAUCUGGAACAGGGGAGGUAUAUGCGGAGCUACGAAGUAGACGUCGGUGGCGACGAUUUCACCUCGGCCGGAGGAGGGGCUUUGCAAGGUGGUAUAAAUACAGGAAGUGUGAAUACCGGAGCUGUAGCUGAAGAAAGUCAUAAUAUGUUGGCAUUUGGAACCUCUUUAGGAACCGUGGAACUAUGGGAUUCACGAGCAAAGGGGAGAGCUGCUGUACUUUUACCCCCCUCGGACUCUCAGCCUGGAGAAGGGAGAUCCGAAAUUACAGCUCUGCAGUUUCACAGAUCUGGUUUAACUCUUGCGACGGGUUCCUCUCAGGGACUUAUAUACUUAUACGAUUUACGUUCGCCAGUGCCUUUGCUUAAAAAAGAUCAAGGAUAUGGCUAUCCCAUCCACACACUUAAUUUCCUUACACCCUCGACGUCCACGCGAGAACAAACAACCGAUCCAAAAAUUCUCUCAUCCGAUAAGCGGAUUAUUAAGAUUUGGGAUGCAAGGGACGGCACGCCAUGGACAUCAGUCGAACCGGCGGUUGAUAUCAAUUGCGUUGCUUGGUGCAAAGACAGCGGGAUGAUAUUAACUGCUAACGAAGGAAGACAGCAACAUGCCUUCUUUAUUCCUCAGCUUGGUCCGGCCCCGAGAUGGUGUGCGUUCCUGGAUAACCUCGUUGAAGAGAUGGCAGAAGACCCGAAUGAUCCGCAUGCGUUUAACGCGGGUCAGGCGGGCUCUGUCUAUGACAACUACAAAUUCUUGACAGUACCACAGUUACGGUCUCUGAAUCUGGACCACCUUAUCGGAAGGACGUCGCUUCUCCGACCAUAUAUGCAUGGUUAUUUUGUGGCACAGCGGCUGUAUGAGGAGGCUCGCCUUAUUACUAAUCCAUUUGUUUGGGAAGAAGAGCGUGCAAAACGGAUCAAAGAGAAGAUUGAUAAAGAGCGUGAAAGCCGCAUCCGCGGAAAGAAGAAGGUUGCCGCAAAGGUCAACAAGAAGUUGGCUGAGAAGCUUCUCGAGAAAGAGGAGCGCCAUGAGAGACGUCAAGCUCAGAAAAUUCUGGCACAAGGUGGUGAUGAAAGCAGCGCCAAACCCGAGGCAGCCUCGACAGGAAAGGGUAUACUGCACGAUCCUCGUUUCGCCAAGCUAUUCGAAGACGAAGAAUUUGCUGUGGACGAAACGUCGAGGGAGUUCUUAGCUUUGAAUCCAAGCAGCGCAACUGCCCCAGCCGAAAAGCGUGAAAGAGGACUAACGGCUGUCGAGGAAGAAGCCAUUGACGAGGUCCCCGGCUCGAGCUCCGAUGAAUCGUCGAACGAGCAUGAAAGCCCUGCCAAGCCUAAAUCAUCUACAUCCAUAUCAACAGCUUCCUAUAAACGAACAAAGCGGCCUCCACCAAAGAUGGAAAUUUCGUCAUCUUUUAGAACGGCCAAGUCUCGCGAUCGGUCGUUUGAGUCCCGAGUCCAGAAGACGCGAGCUAAAGAGCGGCCGGCUGCCACUAGUCGUGCAGUUGGCGAAAAGACCGUUACCUUCGCUCCUCGGGCUAAGUCGCGCGUAAAACCGAUGGCAGAGCCUGAAAGCAGAGGAUCAUACCGCUCUGCAAAAGACCGCCGGAGUGCAUCGGCGAACACUUUCCGAAAGAUGUGAUUCACUGGCACGUCGAAGCAAUUUACACAAUAGAUCACGAGGCAUCUACCUCCGGAGCAUCGAUGCCGUGAUGGCUUCCUUCCCCCGUAGAUGGAUCUACCAUUGGUGCUAUGGCACCCUUGGAAUCUUAGACGGCGAGAGCAAGUCCGCAGCUUUUUCCCCAGGCAAGCUGCAAAUUUUGUUAUGAUGCGCAUGAGCUUCGAGGGAGGUUUGCUACGCCUUCAAGUCCUUUCUGUCAGUAAUGGACGAUAUAUAUAGGCUGUGUUAAGCAUACAAUGGACGUUCCGGUAUGACGAUAUCCUGAAAGUUCUUCGUAUGUCUAGGCGCUCCGGGCCGAAUACGGAACGGAAACUCCUCUUUUUCGACCGACCGGGAAAGAGCUUAGAGGUAUCAAAGGCCCUGCAUCAGGUAUAGGCGAGAAAGAGUCAUGCAGGAUUCAAGGACUAUGCGAGGCUUCUCGCCAGGCAUGUGCUGGCCUGUGAGAAAAAGACAUCAAACCUGAAGAAUUAUCGCAAGUAGAGUAUAUUCCAUAGUUUACAUGCCUAGCAACUCUACGAUAAAUAAAUCGAAACCCUUUCAAUAGCUUUAC
Coccidioides immitis RS is the source of this 2769-nucleotide messenger RNA. RefSeq names its product WD repeat protein. Gene Ontology annotation, biological process: maturation of SSU-rRNA from tricistronic rRNA transcript (SSU-rRNA, 5.8S rRNA, LSU-rRNA). Gene Ontology annotation, cellular component: nucleus; nucleolus; 90S preribosome. Gene Ontology annotation, molecular function: protein binding. Lineage: Eukaryota; Fungi; Ascomycota; Eurotiomycetes; Onygenales; Onygenaceae. The transcript has 2 exons. The record is from RefSeq and is a predicted model, not a curated record. The coding region runs from base 39 to 2180 and encodes 713 amino acids.